ACCUUUCCUCCAUUUUAGUAGCUCUCACUUGCCAAAACCUGGCGUGAGCUGUAGUUCUUGGACCCAUUCUCACUUGGGUUCGUUCCCUUUUGGCAAUUGCUAUACCCUCUGGGUUGGUUUGGUUUAAUUCUCACUCCAAAAACAGAUAAAAAAUUAGGUCUUUUUCAUUAAUCAAACACAUGUAUUGCAGGGCUCGUGAAAAUUUUGAUUGGGUUUGCGUCGAUCGUGACAAAAAUGAACAAGAAGUGGAAGUUCAGUGGGUUGAAGGACCGUUUGGGGAUGCUGGGUAUGGUGGUGGUCUGCUUGUUGAUUCAGAAUUUGAGUUUUUGUUGGUCUUUGAAUGAUGAAGGUUUGGCGCUAUUGAGGUUUAGAGAUAGAGUAGUCAGUGACCCGUUUGGUGCUUUGUCGAAUUGGAACGAUGAUGAUGGAGAGGUUGACCCUUGCUCAUGGUUCGGGGUCGAGUGUGCAGAUGGAAAAGUUGUGGUGUUGAACUUAAAAGAUCUUUGUCUUGGUGGAACGUUAACACCUGAGCUCAGGAACCUUGUCCAUAUAAAGUCUAUUAUUUUGCGCAACAAUUCCUUUACGGGGACCAUUCCUGGAGGGAUCGGAGAGUUAAAGGAAUUGGAGGUGUUAGAUUUAGGAUACAACAACUUCAGUGGACCACUUCCGGCUGACCUUGGCAGCAAUUUUUCGUUGGCAAUCCUCCUACUGGAUAACAACAGGCUUCUUGGUAUCUUAUCUCCUGAAAUUCACAACCUGGAAAUUCUUUCCGAAUUUCAAGUUGAUGAGAAUCGGCUUUCUGGUGCAGGCAGAGAAUCAUCUUGCAAUGAAAGAUCCAUUUCAUGGAACCUCGCUCAUAUUGAACACUCUAUUCAUGGGAGAGUGCUCCGAGCAGCAACUGUCCCUCCUCUAGAGGCUAAAAAUUUGCUUAGCUCUGAUCUAUUUAAGCCCAACAAAACACCAACGCCAGAAGAGCCAGAACCUUCUGCUUCAGACUCAGGCCCAGAUGGUCCGGCAUCUUCCCCAAAUAGUGACGUUGCACCUGCACCAUCAUCCAACUCGAAUCCAACUUCCCCACCUACCCCACCAGCUUCCUCACCUUCACUUUCUGCUCCAGUAGCAAGCUCCAAAAGUUUCGCAUCAAAGAAUAAAGUCGCGCUAUUGACUGGAGGCACAGGCGUGGCUGUUUCUCUUGCAAUUUCAAUCAUUGUUAUGUAUCUCUAUAAAAGCAACAAGGUAGCUACUGUCAAACCUUGGGCCACAGGAUUAAGCGGACAGCUCCAAAAAGCCUUCGUCACUGGGGUACCAAAUCUUAAGAGAUCAGAGCUUGAAGCGGCUUGUGAAGAUUUCAGUAAUGUAAUAGGUUCUUCACCAAUUGGUACAGUGUACAAAGGGACCUUGUCUAGUGGCGUUGAAAUUGCGGUGGCUUCUCUUGUAGGGACAUCUGCUAAGUGUUGGUGCAGCAAUUUAGAGUUGCAGUUCAGGAAGAAGAUCAAAACAUUAUCAAAAGUGAGCCACAAGAAUUUUGUCAGCCUUAUUGGGUACUGUGAGGAAGAAGAACCUUUCACUAGAAUGAUGGUUUUUGAAUAUGCUCCCAAUGGGACACUUUUUGAGCAUUUACACAUAAAAGAAGCUGAGCACUUGGAUUGGAUAAUGCGAAUGAGAAUAGCAAUGGGAGUGGCCUACUGCCUCGAUUAUAUGCACCAGCUGAACCCGCCUAUAGCUCACAACAACUUGAAUUCUUCAUCUGUCCAGCUAACGGAGGAUUAUGCGCCAAAGGUCUCAGAAUAUAGUUUCUGGAACGAGACAGCUGAAGCUGAGAAAGAAUCACCUGGCAUAAAGCUUUUUAACACACCAUUAGCAAACAGAGAAAGUAAUGUUUACAGCUUUGGUGUCAUAUUGUUUGAAAUGGUAACAGGCAGACUUCCUUAUUCAGUGGACAAUGGCUCACUUGAAGACUGGGCUUCUGACUACUUGAGAGGUGAGCAACCCCUCAAAGAAAUGGUUGAUCCAACUCUAGAAUCUUUCCAAGAGGAGCAGCUGGAUCGAAUCGGAGAAGUAAUAAGAUCUUGCGUCCACCCCGACCCGAAACAAAGACCGCCAAUGAGAGAAGUCAGUGCAAGAUUGAGAGAAAUAACUGGAAUUUCACCUGAUGGGGCAACCCCAAAACUCUCCCCCCUUUGGUGGGCAGAGCUUGAACUGUUGUCUCCAGAUGGAAGCUAGAAGCUGAAGAGUCCUGAUUGUAAGUAUGAACAUGGGCACGUUUUCAUCUUCUGUAGCUGGCAAGGCACCAACUAAGCAGCACCCUUAAGUUGAUAGAGAUUUGUAUCUAUGGCAGGGUGAUAGAAUUCUACUUGUAUAUAAUCGAAAUAGGCUGGAAAACAUAGUAUUUUUGUUUAAUAGUAAAAUGUAAAAGAGGCAUAAAAAAUACAUGAACCUAUCAAUUAGUUUCUUUGUUCAUUCAUCUAUGAUGAACUUAAUGAGAAAGCACCUUUCAGAAGGCCAAACAUGAGUUUUGGAAA
Prunus mume (Japanese apricot) is the source of this 2522-nucleotide messenger RNA. The record is from RefSeq and is a predicted model, not a curated record. Lineage: Eukaryota; Viridiplantae; Streptophyta; Magnoliopsida; Rosales; Rosaceae.